This is a messenger RNA of Tetrahymena thermophila SB210, 711 nucleotides long. RefSeq lists its product as hypothetical. The transcript has 2 exons. The record is from RefSeq and is a predicted model, not a curated record. Lineage: Eukaryota; Ciliophora; Oligohymenophorea; Hymenostomatida; Tetrahymenidae.
AUGAAGAUUCUUCACGUGUUUUUGGCAACAUUGAUAAUUUUCAAUUUAAGCUAUUGCUCGCUUGACUAUGAUGAAGCAAAAUAUAUCAUACAGUAUGAAAAAAAGUUAGAAAAGUGCAUUAAAAAUAUUGGAUUCUUUUCAUGCACUACUUUAGGUAAGAAUGUAGAUGUUUAAUAGAAUUGCCUAAAUGCUCUAAGAACUUAUGAAAAAUGUCUUUAUUCGACAUGUUUUGAUGCUGAGUACAUAGAAUUCAAAUAAGGAGCUAGUUUUAAUUAUACUACGCAAUAUUAUGACUAUGCCUCCUAAAAAUCAGGUGAAUGCAUGAGAGAUCCUAUUGUUAUUAAGUAUUCUAAUAAAUCUUAAUCAACUAAAAAUUAUAUUGAAGAAAAGUAAGACUGUUUUGAUAGAAAUGCAGUUAUAUACGACCCUAAUCAAAAUUUAACUGACAUAAAUGAAACAUAAGCAUAUUGCAAAGUUAAGAAUCCUAAAUGUGAUACUUCCUGCUAAUAGAAUGUAUCUUCAUUUGACUCUUGCAUUGUUUAAGAAGAACAAAAGUUUAUUGUUCAAAAGAACUUUUGGAAUCUUUAAUCCUAGCUAUCUGAUUUCAAGAACUAGAUUUUAUCUAUUUGUGCCAACAAAAUGAAAGCUCAAAUAAAUUUUAGUCCUUAGUUUUAGACUUACGUUCACUAUUAGUUAGUUGAUUAUAUAUGA